Molecule: messenger RNA, 570 nt
Organism: Melampsora larici-populina 98AG31
Lineage: Eukaryota; Fungi; Basidiomycota; Pucciniomycetes; Pucciniales; Melampsoraceae
Exons: 2
Coding region: 1-570 (189 amino acids)
Source: RefSeq, a predicted model, not a curated record
AUGGCUUUGAAAUUCAUCAAUGAGCAGCACCAUGCAUCAAACAACAAUAUGAGUGAUAUAAUAACCGGCACUUUUGAUGAGACAUUCAGUCACAACAUUUGCUGCCCAAAUCCAGCUCUUGACAAGGGACCCAAUCUCGAAAUGAUUUUGACAUGCCCACCAAAAGAUCAGAUCAGAUCAAUGAUCAUCAUGAAGGAACUAGUGUCACAAUUAAUGUCGGAUUUCAAUACUCUAUACAGCAAAGAAUGUGAAGAAUAUGAAAUGGAAUUGGACUGCGAAGACAUAUUUGAUAAGGAAAAGCAUGCAUGGCCAAUCACAAAAAAUGCAGACAUAAUAUCUCGAGGGGUUUCACUGCGAGGGAUUUUUGGAAGCAAGGCAAUGGAUGCUGCGGAACUUGAUGGACAGCCACCCUCACAUCCAAAGAAUCCACCUGCACCACCACAAAACGACGCUGAUAAUGACUGUGAGGUGUCCAAUGGGAAUAUAUCCGGUGCACCCAUUAUUUCACUUGCACCACAACAAUUCAAUACAAAUAUUGAUCCACGGUUGACCAGCGAUACUAAUGGCUAA